Messenger RNA from Macrosteles quadrilineatus (aster leafhopper), 774 nucleotides. RefSeq lists its product as uncharacterized. Gene Ontology annotation, molecular function: nucleic acid binding. The record is from RefSeq and is a predicted model, not a curated record. The transcript is spliced from 2 exons. NCBI's taxonomy places the organism in Eukaryota, Metazoa, Arthropoda, Insecta, Hemiptera, Cicadellidae. Gene Ontology annotation, biological process: DNA integration. Bases 1 to 774 code for a protein of 257 amino acids.
AUGAUUCAAUCAGACACUCCUGACUAUCCAUGGCAAAGAAUAGCAGUUGAUUACUUUGACUUUGUGCAAGGCUUUGACUUGGCUGUUGUGGACUAUUAUUCACGGUUCUUGGAAAUGAUAAAUGUGUCCACAAUGACUGUAGAUGAACUAAUCAAGAAGAUGAAAGCCUGUUUUGCUCGACAUGGGAUCCCUGAAAUCGUAAUUUCUGAUUCUGGCUCACAGUUUACAAGCUCAGAAUGGAGAGCCUUUGCAGCCGAUUUUGGGUUUAAAACUAUUUGUUGUAGUCCCUUACACCAUCAGGCAAACGGUGAAGCUGAAAGAGCAGUCCAAACGCUUAAAAAGAUGCUUACAAAGAACAAAGACCCCACUCUUGCAUUACUGGAGUACAGGUCAACACCAAGUCCAUCAGGGUACAGCCCUUCGGAAUUGUUGAUGGGAAGAAGACUAAGAACCCGACUACCGUCAUUGACGAAAGAUCUCAAGCCUAAAAUGGUAGAUCACAAGACAUUUAGAGAACUAUAUAGAGCAACUCAAGCAGAUUACUUCAAUAAACGGCAUGGAGUGAGAGAUGAAAAGCAAUUCACUAUUGGAUGCAACGUGUAUAUUCCUGAUAUGAGAGAAGAUGGGAAGAUAGUUAAUAAAGUAGCUCCAAGAUCAUACACAGUUAAGACAAACGAAGGCAUGUUACGUCGCAACGGGACGCAGCUACAGCAGACGACAAUAAUGCGCAGUUGUGUCAUGUGUUCCUCACUGGACCUGCACUUGAUACAGUAG